This is a messenger RNA of Anopheles maculipalpis, 506 nucleotides long. It is a transcript of the gene Pburs, whose product is annotated as partner of bursicon. NCBI's taxonomy places the organism in Eukaryota, Metazoa, Arthropoda, Insecta, Diptera, Culicidae. Gene Ontology annotation, cellular component: bursicon neuropeptide hormone complex; extracellular region. The transcript has 2 exons. Gene Ontology annotation, molecular function: G protein-coupled receptor binding; neuropeptide hormone activity. Bases 1 to 459 code for a protein of 152 amino acids. The record is from RefSeq and is a predicted model, not a curated record. Gene Ontology annotation, biological process: G protein-coupled receptor signaling pathway.
AUGUGCCACAGAUUAAGAUCAACACUAGUGACAAACAGAUGUGUUCUACUAUGUUGUGUAGUGCUACUGGUGCUAUCCUGUGCAAUGCCGCCAGUCACUGCUCAGCACAACCAAGCCGAUGAAACGUGUGAAACGCUUCCCUCGGAAAUUCAUCUCAUCAAAGAGGAGUACGAUGAGUUGGGUCGGCUCUAUCGUACCUGCAACGGGGACGUUACAGUCAACAAAUGUGAAGGCAAAUGCAACAGCCAGGUCCAACCAUCGGUUAUUACGGCGACAGGCUUUUUAAAGGAGUGCUACUGUUGCCGGGAAUCGUUCCUGCGCGAACGACAACUACAGCUAACGCACUGUUACGAUCCGGACGGUGUACGAAUGACUGACCACGAGUCGGCCACGAUGGAAAUUCGCCUAAAGGAACCGGUCGACUGCAAAUGUUUCAAGUGCGGUGAAAUGGUUCGCUAACUUCAGCUAGUUCCGACUCUACCACAGCAAAAGCAUUCCCAGUAAUC